GUCGGCUAAAAGGGACCGUUAGAGCCGCUGAGUGUGACAGACGGCUUUGGGAGAGCGGAGCUGCUUUGUGUAGAAAUUUCAUUUUAAACACUUCUGCUUUUUACAAAACCUAUAUUAUUUUACUAUAUAUAUAUAUAUAUAUAUAUAUAUAUGGAAUGAGUUGCGUCUUUAUAGUAAGGAAUUUGUUUUUAUACGGUUUAAUCUGAGACGAGGAGAAUUCUGAGCUGGAUAGCAGGACCGCUGAGCUGAUUGGUGACGUGAUCCUGCCAUGCGUGAAUACAAGCUUGUGGUGUUGGGCUCUGGAGGUGUGGGCAAGUCCGCACUGACAGUACAGUUUGUCCAGGGCAUCUUUGUCGAGAAGUAUGAUCCCACAAUAGAAGACUCGUACAGAAAGCAAGUGGAAGUGGACGGGCAGCAGUGCAUGCUGGAGAUUCUGGACACAGCCGGCACGGAGCAGUUCACGGCGAUGAGAGACCUGUACAUGAAGAACGGCCAGGGCUUCGCUCUGGUCUACUCCAUCACAGCGCAGUCCACAUUUAACGACCUGCAGGAUCUCCGAGAACAGAUCCUGCGAGUAAAGGAUACGGAAGACGUGCCGAUGAUUCUGGUUGGUAACAAGUGCGAUCUGGAGGAUGAGCGAGUGGUGGGAAAGGAGCAGGGACAGAAUCUGGCUCGGCAGUGGAACCACUGUGCCUUUUUAGAGUCCUCGGCAAAAUCGAAGAUCAACGUCCUCGACAUCUUCUAUGACUUGGUCAGACAGAUAAAUAGAAAAACGCCAGUGGAAAAGAAGAAAGCGAAGAAGAAAUCCAACUGUGUGCUCCUGUAGUGUCUCCUCCCCCUCCUCCUCCUCCCUACAGCACCUCAGAGCCAGAACGCUGUAAUGAAGAACCCCGUGUUGCCCUGUUUGGAAGGGUUUUGCCAUCCUCAGCGAGCGAAUCUACGGAUCCAGCUGAACUGAACUCGAAGAAAUCAUGUGGAGUCGAUGUUUUUGUUUUUUUUUGUUUGUUUUUUGAUUCCUGAACGUCUGAGGAGAAACGUUCAUCCAUCAGUAUUCCUCAGGAACGCCCAGCAUGAUAUCUUCCGUACAAAAUACAAAUCCAACAAUAAACACACUUCCAUUUCACGUUGAAACCAAACCAACUUUAACCACUAGAGAACCCACAAAUGACUUGGUAUCAAAGUAAGGACUUUAUACGGGGAAAAAGGCUUCAUCCUCCGACGGCAAAGAAAAGAUUUUUAGGGGGAUUUGGAAGGAAAUAACUGCAUAACUGUGACCCAUAAUUUGAUCUCCUAAUAUUUCAAUACCUAAAGAUUUAACUCUUUAUUUUUUUUUGUCUUUUAAAACGAUUUCCAGUCGCAUUUCAGGAACUAAUUAUCCCUCUUUCUUCUUUUUCUUCUUCUUCUUCUUCUUCUUCUUAUUAAUAAUAUUAUUAUUUUAAUCUCAGCAUCAGCAUGAGUAAAUGAUGUAGAUGUUGUAAAUGAAGUUCCAGUGUUGACUCUUUCGAAGUAUUUUCAUUCACAAAGCCAUUCAUGUUCAAGUUUAUAGACGAAGGUUCGUGAGCUGUACGUAAUUACACACCCUUCUCAUCAAUAAGGACCUAACCCUGACCUGUGACCGUUUUUGUACUCCAGUCACUCGGCUUUCGUAGCUCCUUCCAUAAACAUAUUCUAAUAUUCUAUUUUUCGGACGUGUAAGACUUUUGCGGCUUUUUUACAGACUGGGGGGAAAAAAUGGGUACAAUACCAGACGGAUUUGUAGGUCUUUUUUUUGAGUUUUAAAUAUAUUGUGCUAUAUCUCCUUUAUUCCUUCUCAUGUAUUUCUGUCAGAAGGUGUUCUGGCUUUUAAGGUUGAUUAAAUUUUAGUAUGUUUUCACUGUA
Molecule: messenger RNA, 1878 nt
Organism: Hemibagrus wyckioides
Lineage: Eukaryota; Metazoa; Chordata; Actinopteri; Siluriformes; Bagridae
Gene: rap1ab
Product: RAP1A, member of RAS oncogene family b
Exons: 8
Coding region: 269-826 (185 amino acids)
Biological process (GO): cellular response to cAMP; negative regulation of synaptic vesicle exocytosis; Rap protein signal transduction
Cellular component (GO): plasma membrane
Molecular function (GO): GTP binding; GDP binding; GTPase activity
Source: RefSeq, a predicted model, not a curated record